AUGGAGAGGGAAGAGAGGGAGACCCUGGCCAGUGAGGUGGAGGAGAUGAGUGGAGGAGCUUCUCCUCCUCUGUCCCCAGCCGACAUGGCCCUGGACCCAGACACCGCCAACCCCUUCCUCAUCCUGGCUGGCGACCAGAGAGGCGUGGGACGGGGGGACGAGUGGACCUCGCUGCCCAACAACCCCGAGCGGUUCGACACGGAGCCAUGCGUGCUGGGCAGCCAGGGCUUUGCCGUGGGGAGGCACUGCUGGGAGGUGGAGGUGGCCGAGGCGGGGGACUGGUGGGCUGUGGGGGUGGCCCAGGAGUCGGUCAGGAGGAAGGGGGUCCUCAGUUUUACCCCCCAGGAAGGGAUCUGGGCCGUGGGGCAGUGGUUUGGACAAUACUACGCUUUCACCGACCCUGACUGGACUCCCCUGCACCUUGCCUGCCUCCCCAGGGCCAUCCAGGUCUGCCUGGACUUUACAGAGAGGCAGGUGGCAUUUGCUGACGCUGAAAAGAAAGCCCUGAUCUUUGCUUUCUGCCUGGCUUCAUGUCCCAGGGAGAGGCUACGCCCGUGGCUCUGGGUGGGGAUGGAGUCGUGGCUCAAGCUGUGCCCCUGA
Messenger RNA from Nipponia nippon (crested ibis), 600 nucleotides. NCBI's taxonomy places the organism in Eukaryota, Metazoa, Chordata, Aves, Pelecaniformes, Threskiornithidae. The record is from RefSeq and is a predicted model, not a curated record.